Molecule: messenger RNA, 1227 nt
Organism: Folsomia candida
Lineage: Eukaryota; Metazoa; Arthropoda; Collembola; Entomobryomorpha; Isotomidae
Product: ADP-ribose pyrophosphatase, mitochondrial
Exons: 5
Coding region: 218-1165 (315 amino acids)
Molecular function (GO): ADP-ribose diphosphatase activity
Source: RefSeq, a predicted model, not a curated record
UCGCGUGCAACUGAGCUCUUCUAGUCCACUGUUCGAACUUAUCAAAUUAAUUCGUGAUUAUCGAUCAAGCAGGAUUUGGUCCCUGUUCUGAUUUGAGAAUCGCAACUGGGUAAGGCUCGAGUUCACCUUGUCCCCGGAAAUCCAUCCAGCCUUCGUCUAAUAUCGAUCAAACUAUAGUUAGUUCUACAUCAUUUUUUGUCCGUUUUUGUUUUAGUCUAUGAUAAGUCUGCGUUACUUCUAUCGUCGCGUAGCUAGCAGAACUGCCAUAUUGAAAAUGGAAGCCGCCGCGAUGCUUAACCUUCGCCAGAAUUUAACUCCGUGGUAUCCCUUUGGCGGACCUCAUCGGUUCUCACCUAUCCCGAUGGAUCAAGUCUCUUGGGAUGUUGAAUGGACAUCAUACAAGCCGCCGGGCUUCACUAUCCCUGCCAUUCUGGCGGGCGAUAAGGAAUGGGCAGACGAGGAAUUUGGUGAAGGAUUCGAUCCUCAAUUCAACUGGGAAGAUGCUAAAGUUAACCGAAAAAGUUAUACAGGAAUGUAUAAGUUGGAUAAAGACGGAUAUCCGCUGAAUCCAAUGGGCCGCACAGGGCUGUCAGGGCGGGGAAGUUUGGGUCGUUGGGGUCCCAACCACGCGGCGGACUGUGUCAUGACACGGUGGAAAUUGGAUGACAAGAAGGAAGUCUUCAUCAGUCCUGACGACAAUCUUCCGAAAUUGGAGUUCAUUGCCAUUGUACGAUUGGACACGGGAGAGGUUGCGCUUCCGGGAGGGAUGGUGGAUCAGGGUGAGGACCCCGUGACGGCUGCAAAAAGGGAGUUUGUUGAGGAAGUGCUAGGCCUUGAAUACGCUGAUCUUUGGAGGGAUAGUCCACUAAAUGAAGAUAUGACUGAAGUUUUCUCGAACGAAAAGAUCGUUGACAGGUGCUACGUGGAUGACCGCCGUAACACUGACAACGCCUGGAUUGAGACAUGUGCCGUCAAUUUCCACAUUUCAUCGAAGACUUUACAGAUUCUGCACAAGAUGAAGUUUCGGAGUGGGAGUGAUGCAAAAUCGGCUUGCUGGCUUGACUUCAACUCAAAGUUGAAGUUGUACGCUAGUCAUAGCUUGAUACUCAAUAAAACCGUUACCCUACUUUACGACGAGUGGAAGAAAGAAAACCCGUCAAAGUAAAGAACCCUGUACCUAAUAUUUUGCAAAAAUGCAAUAAACUUUUUUUACUUUUUGUACUCAAA